This is a messenger RNA of Caenorhabditis bovis, 1806 nucleotides long. The record is from the annotation of a GenBank genome assembly. Lineage: Eukaryota; Metazoa; Nematoda; Chromadorea; Rhabditida; Rhabditidae.
AUGGUGAUGCAUCGUUUUUGGUCCUAUGUUUCGGGUUCGCAAAAUGGUUAUAAGCCUUCGAUGAAGAGCAUCGAAGCGGCGAAAAGUAUCGCCAGCACGCAUGAGACGGCCUCGUUGACGCCGGUGCGCACAAAAUUGGCGGCCGAUGAGCCAAAAACGGAUGAGAAUAACAAUAAUAACAAUAAUGUCGAUCCAGGGGUUCGACCGAAAACGCAUGUGUGUUCGGUGCCGAGUUUUAGGCAGAAUCCAUAUAAAACACGGCAGGAGCAGAAGCUGACACCAACUCCGGCCACUACCCACAUGGAGCACUUGUGUCGUUUGGAUAUUCGCGAGGCGCCGCAUUUGGUCCGUCAAACUGGAAUCAUUUGUACCAUUGGACCCGCUUGCGCUAGCGUCGAAAUGUUGCAAAAGAUGAUUUUGAACGGAAUGAACAUCGCUCGUCUCAACUUCUCGCAUGGAUCGCAUGAGUACCACGCCGGAACGAUUGCCAACGUUCGCGCCGCGUGCGAGUCAUUCUCGGAUCCGCGAAUCGUCGGAAUCGCUCUUGACACGAAGGGACCCGAAAUUCGUACCGGAUUGCUCGCUGGCGGAGCCAGCGCUGAAGUCGAGCUUGUGAAGGGAGCCUCGAUUCGUUUGACGACUGAUCCGCACUUCCAAGAGUCUGGAACAGCUAUUAAUCUCUAUGUUGACUACAAGAACAUCGCGAAGGUCGUUCAGCAGGGCUCGCGCGUCUACAUUGAUGAUGGAUUGAUCUCGUUGGUCGUCGAUGAGGUUCAAAACGAUGCCAUCGUGUGCACAGUCGAGAACGGUGGAAUGCUUGGAAGCCGCAAAGGUGUCAAUCUGCCAGGAACGAUUGUCGAUUUGCCGGCGGUCUCCGAGAAGGACAUCAAGGAUUUGCACUUUGGCGUCGAGCAAGGCGUUGAUAUGAUCUUCGCCUCGUUCAUUCGAAAUGCUGAGGGAAUCCGCACCAUUCGCAAGGUUCUCGGCGAAAAGGGAAAGAAGAUCAAAAUUAUUGCCAAGAUUGAAAAUCAGGAAGGCGUCGACAAGGCCGAUGAGAUCAUCGCCGAAUCGGACGGUGUCAUGGUGGCUCGCGGAGAUCUCGGAAUCGAAAUCCCAUCGGAGAAGGUGUUCCUCGCGCAAAAGAUGCUCAUCUCGAAGUGCAAUCGCGCCGGAAAGCCGGUCAUCUGCGCCACUCAGAUGCUUGAAUCGAUGGUGCACAAGCCGCGUCCGACAAGGGCCGAAGGAUCCGACGUCGCCAAUGCGGUUUUGGAUGGCGCCGAUUGCGUCAUGUUGUCGGGAGAGACCGCGAAAGGAGAAUACCCGGUGGAGGCGCUGAAGAUUAUGCAUUAUAUAUGCAAGGAAGCUGAAGCCGCUGUCUACCACAAGCGCUACUUUGAUGAGCUGCUCAUCAACACGCCGAAGCCGACCGACAUGUCGCACACGAUCGCGAUUGCGGCAACGUCGGCGGCGGUUUCGUGUCACGCCUCGGCAAUCCUUCUCGUCACCACCACUGGAAGAUCUGCAAUUCAAUGCUCUCGCUAUAAGCCGCCAGUUCCGAUUUUGACCAUCUCGCGAGACAUCUCCGUUUGCCGUCAGAUGCAUCUUUACAGAGGUGUGUUCCCGGUUCACUAUCAAGCCGAACGCGCCGCUGACUGGCCGACUGACGUUGACAAUCGUAUUAAUUAUGCGAUCGCGAUCGGCAAAGAUCGUGGAUUCAUCCAUAAGGGUGACUUCCUGGUGGUUGUUACUGGAUGGAGACAGGGUGCCGGAGCCACCAACACUCUUCGCAUCAUUACCGCUGAAUAG